AUGGGAAAUAAUUUUUGUUUGGGAAAACGCUCUUUUAAGAAAAAAAAUGAAUUAGAGCAUCAAAUGUUUAUAUAAGAGAUUGAUUAUUAACUUGACAAAUUAAAGGAAAUACCUUAUAGAUAAUUUAAACCACCCGAAUAUGAGAAAAAAACGAUUAUUGAUUUACUAUAAGUAAUUGACAUAAAGAGCACUCGUUAAUCAAUUGUUGAGCCAGAAUAAGAAAACGAGGUAGUGAAGAAUGAUGAAAUAAAACCAGAUGAAUUUAACUAAUACUAGGAACUUGGAAAGGAGAUUAUAACAUAAAUCUAAUAGAAAAUUUAAGAGUUUCCAUAAGAUGAGAAAAAUUGGAGUUUAUUGUUAGACGAUAUCAAAAGCCCUCAUUUUUUGAAGUUAUACAUUAGACAAGUGCAAUUACCAGAUGGGAAUAAAAUCAAUGUUACUUAUAGCUAGUUCAUAGUACCCUGUAAGAGCGAAAGGUUCAUAUAAUUUAUGGGAGAUUUUAAAGAUUAAAUAAAACUUGAUAAUAGGAUCGAUUAGUUCAAGUGUAUAAAAAAGCAUCCAGAGAAGCAAGAACAACUGAUAUAUUUAAGUUAUAAGAGUGUCUCGAUUGUAUCGGCAAGGGAUUUUGUUUACUUUAAAAAAACGGAAUAAAUUGAUAAGGAUAAUGAUAUCUGGUGUGAUGCCAGCAGAUCUAUUAUUGAUAAUUCAAUUUGUCCAAUCCAAAAUAAAAUUGUGAGAGGAAACAUCCAGUUAAGUGGAUAUGUAAUCCAACCUCUAAAAAAUGUAAUGAAAUAGGAGUAUUUUUCUUAGAGGUUCUCAACAAUAGUCUUCAAAGUUGAAAGCUAUUCACUGGUGUAAUUGUGGUCAGAAUGUGAUUUUAAGUUAUCUGUGCCCCUGUAUCUAGCGAAGGGACAAGUGAAAUAAGAAAUGGCAAAUUAUAUAAAUCUAGUUUAUCGUAGUUUAUUAUGA
Molecule: messenger RNA, 969 nt
Organism: Paramecium tetraurelia
Lineage: Eukaryota; Ciliophora; Oligohymenophorea; Peniculida; Parameciidae
Exons: 2
Molecular function (GO): lipid binding
Source: RefSeq, a predicted model, not a curated record